GUUACGCAUAUGAACGUGCAAAUCAGUUUGAUGUAAGAAGGAAGUUUGAAUUUGUUCAUGUGCGAAAAAAAAAAUUCUUUUCUUUUUGCGGGGUUGUUUACGCUGUUUGCGGGCGCAUGCGCAAACGCGACGGCAACGUUGGCUGCUCUGAAUCUCAGAAAUGGCUCUCCGCUGUAUUUUCCGGAGGCACCUUCGGCCACAAUGUGGACUGAGUUUAUUUGUACGCAGAACGUCUAUUUACACAACAGACCCCUACGACCCGAACGAGCCCAUGUUCAAGAAAGUUUUAAUAGCAAACCGAGGUGAGAUAGCGUGUCGAGUGAUCCGUACCUGUAAAUACAUGGGCAUCAAAACAGUUGCCGUGCACAGCGACGUUGACUCUCGUAGUGUUCACGUUCUGGAAGCCGACGAAGCAUACUGUAUCGGACCUGCACCAUCCAGCCAGAGUUACCUUUGCAUAGACGCAAUACUGGACGUUGUGAAGCGCACGGGUGCCGAUGCAGUGCAUCCUGGCUAUGGCUUUCUGUCUGAAAACAUGGACUUUGCAGCCAAGCUUACUGAAGCGGGAGUCGUAUUUGUUGGUCCAAACUCUAAAGCAAUCCACGCGAUGGGUGACAAAAUUGAGAGCAAGAAAUUGGCCAACGCCGCCAAAGUGAACUGCAUACCAGGGUUCGACGGAGUUGUCAAGACUCCCGACGAUUGCGUGAAAAUAGCGCGAGAAAUUGGUUAUCCAGUCAUGAUAAAGGCAUCAGCAGGAGGUGGUGGCAAAGGAAUGAGAAUAGCCUGGAAUGACCAAGAAGCUGUGGAAGGCUUUCGCAUCUCGACGGAGGAAGCCCGUUCCAGCUUCGGAGACGAUCGACUCUUGGUGGAAAAAUUUAUAGCUAAGCCACGUCAUAUCGAAAUGCAGGUGGUCUGCGACAAACACGGCAAUGGCAUCUACCUGAACGAGAGAGAGUGUUCCAUACAGAGACGCAACCAGAAAGUGAUUGAAGAAGCCCCGAGCACGUUCAUGGACCCUGACACUCGAAGAGCCAUGGGUGAACAAGCAGUGGCACUAGCCAAAGCGGUGGGCUACGAUUCGGCUGGCACAGUGGAAUUUCUCGUUGAUGAGCAUAAAAAGUUUUACUUCCUGGAGAUGAACACCCGGUUACAAGUGGAACACCCCAUAACGGAGUGCAUCACUGGCAUUGACCUGGUUCACCAGAUGCUCCGUGUGGCAAAAGGCCAUCAGUUGCGGAUGACUCAGGCAGACGUUCCACUUCGAGGCUGGUCUUUCGAAGCACGCGUUUAUGCCGAGGAUCCUUACAAGCACUUUGGCCUGCCGUCCAUCGGCAGGCUGCACCGUUACAUUGAGCCCAGCCGCAUUCCCAAGGUGCGCUGCGACAGCGGAGUGACGGAAGGUAGCGAGAUUAGCAUCUAUUAUGAUCCCAUGAUCUGCAAACUGGUGACGUACGGCGAGAGCCGCGACGAGGCUCGCCACACGAUGCUGGAAGCUCUGGACGCCUACGUCAUCCGUGGCGUGACACACAACAUUCCAUUGCUGCGUACCAUCAUGACGGAGGACCAUUUUGUUUCGGGUGAUAUCCACACGGGCUACCUUCCCCAAGUGUUCCCUCAAGGCUUCUCUGGCAUACCUUUAACGUGUACCCAAACGAGACACUUGGUCGUGCUUGCAGCUGCCAUCUACGUGCAGGACCAGCUGAACGCUUGCAAGUUUUUAGACAGCGGAGAAACGUUGCAUUCCUCGUGGAAAGUGCAAGUAGCCACCAAAGACCAGAAAGUCCCGGUUAUCCUAGAGAGUCUGGACGGAGGAAAGUACUGUGCAGAGGUGGAUGGUCACGCCUUGCAAGUGACCCUUCCUGCCGAUCUUUCCAGUCCCCUUCUGGGGGUGUCUGUCGAGGGAAGCAAGUACACGGUGCAGCUGCCGCAGAGGGAUUUUGCGGGAACGAUGAAACUUCUCUUCCAGGGGACGCUGAUGGACGUGACCGUACUCACCCAAGAGGCAGCAGAGUUUUUGGCCCGAAUGCCAGAGAAGCCCGAGGCAGACCUUAGUAAAGUAGUGGGUGCACCCAUGCCAGGUCUGGUCAAGAGCGUAGCUGUCAGGGUGGGCGACAUGGUAGCCGAAAACCAAGAGGUAUGCGUCGUGGAGGCCAUGAAGAUGCAGAAUAGUUUGGUGUCCAUGGCCAUGGGGAAGGUGAAAGGAGUCUUUGUAAAACCUGGUCAAACAGUGGAUGAAGGACAGGUGCUUGUUGAGUUGGAGUGAAAUAAAGUUUAUCCCGUA
Messenger RNA from Ornithodoros turicata, 2281 nucleotides. Its product is annotated as propionyl-CoA carboxylase alpha chain, mitochondrial-like. Gene Ontology annotation, cellular component: mitochondrion. Gene Ontology annotation, molecular function: ATP binding; propionyl-CoA carboxylase activity; metal ion binding. The record is from RefSeq and is a predicted model, not a curated record. The coding region runs from base 161 to 2263 and encodes 700 amino acids. Lineage: Eukaryota; Metazoa; Arthropoda; Arachnida; Ixodida; Argasidae. The transcript has a single exon.